AUGAACGUGUCUGUAGAAGAGCAUCGAUUUGGGAGAAGUGGUGGUGGUUUCUUUCACGGCCGCGAUGAACCGCCAAAUCCCGAUGGUUCGCUUCGUGCUUCCAGCGGUGCCUUCACCAAUCGACCCUUUUCGUACGAUGUGGGUCCUACUAGCCGAAUCCACCGAGGUGAUGAUCCUACAGAGGAGGACGAUGAUGAGAAGAAGAUCCACAGCAACAGGAACAAUAAGGAGAAUAAAGGUAUUGUCAUUUUGAAAGGUGGCGACAAAUCAUCAGCGUCCACUACCACCCAACCGCGACGACACGAGCCAUUGUCGGACAGUAUAGGUCACCCACCGUCUCGACGAGAUGCUGGUCCCACUGCGAAUCUUCCCCGCACUCGGUCCCUAGACCCAGAUGGCGGUCGCUUGGAUUCUGACACGCCAUCCGUGGCAGCAUCGGACCAAAAUCAAAAGUAUGACAUUCCACAAAAUCAUCCGCAGCAUUCUUUGUCUGUGCAGAGAUCUUCUUCCUCCACCGAUCCACCCGCCACGGGAAGCAGCCAAGACUCCUCCUCCAUCACACUCGAACAACAACACCACCAUCGCCCAGUACCGCGAUUGCCAUUUCUCGAAGAAGAUAGUAGUGUCCAUGAUGCUUCUUCGUAUUGCUGGGAACCCACCACACGAGAGAGCUAUCUGGGGACUGUGAAUGUCCCCCAUCCGCCCGCAUUGGCAUCUCUGGCCGAAUCCGAGCUCACGGGAAGUCAUAAUCACUUGAACGACAACAGCAACAGCCACAGUGUUCCCGACGAAAAUAAAGAGCUGGUCCAACAACUGCAAAAAGUCUUGAUGGAGUCUCUUCCAAGAACACAGCAGCCACAACAGCAACAACCACAAAAACAACCACAAAUCAUUCCAGCAAUGACAAACACCGAAACGCGCCCUCCUCAAUCACCUCCACCCUCUCCUCCAUCUCAACCACCCAACAAUGUCAUGCUGGAAUUUUAUUGUCAAACCGGAACUACGGCGUUGCCAUGCUGGUUUUUUCAAACCUCCAUCGAACCACUCACGCGCGAAUUCCCCAUGGAAUUGGCAUCGUAUGGGCUGUCGACGCGCAAAUGGCGACAACUCGUUCGAGCCGUGACACGGGUUGCCACGCGUCAUUAUCGGAUUGGAACGGCAUUUCUGUGGACUUCUUACAUGGUAUUGGUGGGAGUCACAGUGUUUUUGGCGUGCUGUCUCGGCACCAAUUUCAUGCCGGCCAUGACGAUUGGCGUCGGGGUUGUACUCGUCUUGUUUGGGGCCGCCUUUUUCGUUUGGGGAUGGGCCACACGAGGCGUCCUAUUGCAGCAAGAAGUUGUCGAUUUGUGUCAGUCCGUUGUGCCACAACUCGGAAGUGGCAUUGCCGACAUUCGAUAUCACGGACGCGAGCAACUGGAAGAAUUAGCAGCAGCCGCCAACAACAAACGACAGAAACAGCAACAACCACUCGUACUACUAAAACAAGAACAACCCGAACUGGAGAGUAUCGCACAGACCACUUCGACACUGUUGUUACCCAAGGGAUUGUGGUUUGCCUUGGAAAUCAUUGUGGCGGAUACGCCCCCACAAAAUAAGAAUGAUGUGCGAGCCAAAGAACAAUGGGAUGACUUUGAGAUUCUGGUUGAAGAAGUGGCCCGUAUGACGGCCAACGACAAUCACAGCAACAAAAAUGACAGCAAUCGUCAUGAUCAGAAUGACAGUUACAGUGUGGAAAUGGCAGUCUAG
Seminavis robusta is the source of this 1746-nucleotide messenger RNA. The record is from the annotation of a GenBank genome assembly. NCBI's taxonomy places the organism in Eukaryota, Bacillariophyta, Bacillariophyceae, Naviculales, Naviculaceae.